Messenger RNA from Hyalella azteca, 2350 nucleotides. RefSeq names its product E3 ubiquitin-protein ligase TRAIP-like. NCBI's taxonomy places the organism in Eukaryota, Metazoa, Arthropoda, Malacostraca, Amphipoda, Hyalellidae. The record is from RefSeq and is a predicted model, not a curated record. The coding region runs from base 56 to 1609 and encodes 517 amino acids. The transcript has 11 exons.
AUUAAAUGUAACUUUUCUUCCUAAGUACAGCCGUGAGAGUGAUAAGACAUAAGGCAUGCGUGCAGGUUGUGUCAUAUGUGGCGAUGUCUUCAUGCCUAACAUUGAAGUGUCGGCCACACCGUGUGGUCACAUCUUUCACACUAUAUGUGUUGCUCAGUGGUUUGAGAGAUCCAAGACUUGUCCACAAUGUCGUUUCUCUGGCAAGAUGAAGCUUCUACGUCUUUAUUUUGAUGAAAGCAAUAAUGAUAAUAAUCAAGUUGAUGCUGAGACUUUGCAAUGUAACCUAGAUAAUGCAAAGUUUCAAGUGAGCUUGAAGGAGCAAGAACUGCGGAACUUGAAAGAAGACUUAGCAAAACAGAAAGAAAUAAGUGAUAAACUGAGGGAGGAGGUGAAGAAGCAGGAGGAGAAGCACGGCCUGCAGGCGACGCAGCUGAGCUCCAUGAAGGCGCAGCUGCGGCUGCUCAGCGACGCGCAGCAGCGCAGCGAGGACCUCAGGCUGGAGCGAGACACCGCCAGGGCCAAGCUCAGCAGCCUGCAGGAACUACAGCUGCUGGUGGAUGGCAUGGAGGGAGAGGUGGCCAUGAUGCUGGAGCGCUACGGAGACUCCAGCAACGCUGCCACCAGGAACCUCGCCACCGUCUGCGUCUAUCUUACCAAGGAGAUGCAGACCCUCAGACAGAAGACCAAGGACCACCAGAACGACCUGAAGGUGCUCAGGAGCGAGCAUAAAGCCGUGCAGCGUCUCCUGCAGCAGGCGCGACGUUGUCAGGAGGAGAAGACGCAGCAGGUGGCGGCCCUGAGGGCGGACGUGUCGCGCCUGGAGGAGGAGAACCUCAGCCUCAGCGCCAAGCUCGCUGCCCUCGAGGCCUCCCUCGCCUCCCCUUCUGGGGACGCGGCUCGAGGCGCCCUCCGUCGGCUGCUGCACGAGAACGUCACGCCCGUGUGCCUCAAGCGGCCUCACCCCUGCGCCACGGAGGACGCAUCUAAGUCAUCGCGCGCUCGCCUCGACUCAAGUGACAGUAACGCAGACUCGCUGGAUCCCUCGCCCGCCUUCAAUGAUUCCAUUGAUCUCUUCGAAGACUCCAUUGACUCUGUAGACCCUCAGACCGAGAGUCGUCUGCCCAGCCAAGACCCAGCCAUCCAGCCCACUGGUGGUCUGUCUACCGAACAGCACGCAAGCGGGCUGUCCAGUACAGACCAGAACCUAGGGUCUGCGAGCAGGUUAUCCAGCACCGACUUGCACCUCCAGCACUACGCCAUGAAUGCGACGGUGGAGGGCGCUGGGUGCUCGCCGUACCUGCAGGUGAAGCGUGGCCCCCUGCAACUACCCCCCCGGCGCCCCGCCCCCCUCAACAAGCCCCCCUCACACACCAUCUUCAACAAGAAGCUCUUCCCUGGCCGCGGAUCGAGCACGACGGGGCGUUCGCUGGAGGGCGGGCGCGCUGACCACGAUGGUCUGGGGGGCCGCCACAAGGAAGAUUAUUUCCCGCAGCCUGCGUGCGUGCGGCUCAAGAAGCGCCCCACCACCACCACCAAGCUGCGCACCGCCGCCUCCCCUACCGUCAAGACCAUCACCAACUUCUUCAGCAACACCUUCGGGGACACCUGACCAUCACCAGCACCUUCUGGGACGCCUUACCAUCCUGGCCAUCACCAACACCUUCGGAGACACCUGACCAUCACUAACUUCUUCACCAACACCUUCAGGGACACCUGACCAUCACCAACACCUUCAGAGACACCUGACCAUCACCAACAGUCCUCGGUUAUGGCCCCUUUUUGAGCGCAACGUCUGACCAUCACCAACAGUCCUUGGUUAUGGCCCCCUGUAUGAGCGCAACGUCUGACCAUCACCAACAGUCCUCGGUUAUGGCCCCCUGUAUGAGCGCAACGUCUGACCAUCACCAACAGUCCUCGGUUAUUGCCCCCUGUAUGAGCGCUGUGUAACACUUCAUAUGAUGCGCCUGAAGCAGUUGGCCGCGUAUGCCGGACGCUUCAUCCAAGUGUCUCAGGAGAGUCGUCUGAACUUUGCUUCUAAUUGCCCUAAAAGUUGCAGAUUUAAUCUUGUUUGAUUUAUUAUGGAGUACUUGACGGCCGUAGUUAAUGAUUUGUACGGUACAAUCAUCUCCCCAUUUACCUUCAUAUCUCACCAGUUACCCGCAUAUCUCACCAGUUACCUUCAUCUCCCCAGUUACCCUCAUCUCCCAGUUACCCUCAUCUAUAGAUAACUUUAAUCAUGCAGCGUUAGGUUAUUAUUCUUCAGUGAUAUUUUAAGCGGAAGUCCCGUCUGUGAUAAUAGUGUAGCUCAACGUAACUCUUAAGUUUCAAGAGUAAACUGUGUCUUAUUUUG